Molecule: messenger RNA, 3172 nt
Organism: Paramuricea clavata
Lineage: Eukaryota; Metazoa; Cnidaria; Anthozoa; Malacalcyonacea; Plexauridae
Source: the annotation of a GenBank genome assembly
AUGAAAGAGAAAGUUAAGUUGGGAUUGGAAGGAGAGCAACCCAUCCCAGAGAAACUCAAGAAAAUCAACGAAAAUUAUGUUUGCCUAGAAUGUUUUGAGAGGUCGUUGGAGGGAAAGUGUGAAGAGAAAAAUGCAAGUAUUUGCAGAACAAAUACAUCUACCAUCGACCGGCACAAAAGCAGAUGGCACAGCACUGCCAAUAAUCAGUCAUGUACUGUAGUUCCGUCUAGUGCACCCGAUGUCCGACAGUUGUAUGCAAAAUAUGGUAAAGUUAAAAAAGUCCAUGCAGAAGAUCCAAAAGAUAAAAGUAGACCUCAAGCGACCAAUGCUCCCACAAGUUCUUGUCAGUCAACCAGCCAAAAAACGUUGCUGUCCUUCUGUCGCUUGAAAACCAAUAGAGAUUCAAGUCAACCAACUAACCAAGGAAUUAAUAACAAUUUCAAGGAAGUGACAGCGGUGACUAAACCCAGCAGAGAUUCAUCCGAAUCAAGUGACCAAGGAUUCCAAGGAAUUAACUCAAGUUCUGAGGAUGUGACGAAAACCAACAGAUUAAUUCGAUCAAGUCGCCAAGGAAAUAUCGACGACGUAAUGAAAGCCAUAUCUAACUUGUCUAUAAAGGUUGAAAAUUUUGGUAAACGACACUCUAGCUUGGAACAACUCGUGACAGAAGAUAACGAAGUCCUGAAAUCUCUAGCGGCAAUGCGAACGGCGAGUAAUAUUCAUCAGUUGGCCGAGGCAUCCAAAUACCUGGAAUUUUUUUAUAAUGAGGAAUCGAACACUGGAAUGUUGCGUUGCAACCCUUGCUUUAAGAUGCAGGUUACAGCCAGGCCUACCCUUAACAACCUAUCCCCGUUUCAAGCCCAAAGAAUUAUUAAUUCUUGUGCAAGUGGAACACUCGGCACCGGAAAAAUCUUCAGCAAGGAUGUCACUCAACUUCUGGUAGAGGGACAUAACAAUAGCUGGUAUAGGCAGAAGAAGUUGUGUAUUGACCACAUGUGUUUACUGGGUGAUGGUAACAAAUUACACAAGAAGGCUAUGGAAGCUUCCAGGAAAGAAGAGGAAAGGGAUAAAAGAAGAUCAACCGCGGCAAGCAACAUAUUUCGAGCAGCCAUUGUUGAUUUGAAGCUAGGCGCAGCAGCCACACAUUUCGAGACUAUGAUCUCCUUCUUGUCAUGUUGCUCAGUCGAUGUCGGAAAUAUUGGACAUGGUCGAAAUAAUUUCAACGAUAUUCUUUCCUGCUUGGAGAAAUCAGUUAACCGAAGAAUCGAUGCGUGGCUAAACGAGCCUCUACCUUCAACGUUAUUGCCACCACAUUUCUGGGCCACAAUCGAUAAAGCCACACCAUCACGUACGACAAAUCAAGCUGUCCUUGUUGUAGCUCGGAACGAAGCUGGCAUUCCCUGUCCAAUUCCUGUUGCUGCUCCGCAAGUCUAUAAAGAGUUCGCGCCAGCUACGUAUGACGCUAUGGCAGAACUUUUGGUAAAAUCAAUUAAGGAUAACUUUUCAAAAGAUGUUCUCUCAAGGCUUUGUGGCGUAGCGGCCGACGGUCCGUACCAAGCAGCAGGAUUCCGCAAAAGACUUUUACAAGAACUGGGAAUCGAAGACUCCGACAAUGGUCAACUUUCAUUUCCUGUGACGUGGGAUGCAGCUCAUCUACUAAAUCUUGGAGUGGUCGAGGUAAAGGACCAAAGUCCAAGUAGUGAUCACUUUAAAACAUUCUUGAGGAGAUGUAAUAUUUUUAACACCGUUCUUGCGAAUGGAAAGGGCUUUGCUUUUCUGCAACUCCUUGACAAGGACGCAAGAAGACCAGUUGCUUAUGCUACCCAAAGAUUUGCCAGUUCAUCGUACGACCAGUGGCUUAAAAUUGAAAAGAGCUACAGCGCUUUGUGGAAAGCGUUCGAUAUAUUGUAUCCAAAUCGACCAGAAGAUGAUCAGUACCAGUACAUGAUUGCUGGGUCAGAUUUUAUUGCUGACUUGUUGUCAUUCCUCGACAUAUUGGAGCCAAUUGUUGAUUUGAUGUUAAGAGUCCAGUCGCUUGACGUGCCCAUUUGGAAGCUUAAACUUUGGUGGCCCAAAGUUAAAGCUAAACUAGAAAAGGCUGCAAACGGCGAUGAAAACUCCUUUCCGCGACUGCAACAAUUUGGAGAAGAGAUCGUCCCUGGUGAUCAUUACCAAGGUGUUGAACUUCUUGAUGGGUGGUUGGUGACUAAUCAAGGUGGUGAUGAAAGACAAAGAGGAAUACUCAAUUGGACACUUCGAGAAGCGAUGGAAAUUGAAGAAGAUCGCCUACGACUAGCAGCUGAUCUAAUGAACGCUCUUGAUAGAAGGGUUCAGGCUAUUCUUCACGAUCGCUGUUUGUCUACACUCCAAGCGUUCGAUGCUUCCGCCCUUGUAGCUCUACACUGUGGUACUUGUGAAGACAAUAUCUUGCAAAUUUAUGGCUGUGUCGGAUGGAGAAUACGAAAUGUAUGGCGUGGAAGAAUGUCAAGCGGUAUUGGCUGUUGUUUCAAAAAUGGCCCAUGUUAUCAAAUCAGGGAUGGAUUUUGAUCCGCGUUUGGCGUUUCGAUUUAUGGAAACGAUAAAGAAAGCUGUCAAGAUUGGUAUAUGGGAUGCACUGUGUUUAUAUUGGUUUGUACUUGCUGAAGGCACUACCGCAUUACCAAUGAACACCAAGCUGACAUCCUUUGAGGCUGUCGAAACAGAAACACUUGACACAUUGUUCAAAUUGAGAUUCGCAAGUGGGAAAGAGUUCACUGUUCGCUUGCAAGAGCAAAGGUUUUACAGAUCGUUUUAUUCCAACAAAGAUAUCUACAACGUUGCAACGCCGUCAUCUUGUGCUCUUCUAGAUAUAGUACUGUCAAAAGGACGGCCAGAAGCAAUUGCCGAGAGUUUCUACAAUUCCAUGAGAGCACAGCAACAGUCUGGUGGCCAAUCAAAUGAAAACCUGGCAAGGAGAACCAAGCUCAACUGGUGUUUGCCUCCAUUGAAGAAAUGUGACGGUAUCAGAGAAGGCAUCAGCUUGUACUUCACAGGAGAUGGUCCAGACGGUGUGUUGAAACCUCACCGGAGGCAUUAUGUGCACUCCAGCCGUGCUAAUGAGUAUUCGGUAUCCAAAGUUGUCGAUCGAUUGGAUGCAGAGUUGGGUCGUUGCCCUUUCCUGGCUAAUGAAUAA